AUGACGACGACUCUUAGGCUUCUGAUGAGAUCCUUCACCGCGCAGGCAAGUUGCGGAGGGAGAUUGGCUGUGUCUCGCCGCAAUUUCUCUUCAUCCGCAAAGACGAACCGAGAAUGGCAUAGUAAACGGGAGAGAGAUCUUCAUGAAUUCUGGAGCGAGGUCAUCACACGGUCUGGGGCAUUUGUAAUAGGUCUUUUUGGCAUAGGUGAUACUGAUACAGCAGCGGAAGCCAAGGCUGAAAUUAACGAAAAGAAGGAAACUUAUGUGAGGGAUUCGUUGGAAUUUCUUGAAAGUGGUGAAAAAGAUACUUCAGAAUCAUCAGAGGCCUUGCUCAUGAAUAUCAAGUCCAAGCUUGGUAUGGAAGACAACACGGACGGGAUGAAGGACGAUGUGGCAUACCUCAAACGUGCCAUGGAAGUGCUUUUACAAAUCAAUAGAGUAGAUCCGGUCACACUUCAACCACCACUUACACGUACUGAAGAUGUCUCAUCUUCUCCAAGUCCUCACUCAUGA
Messenger RNA from Microthlaspi erraticum, 513 nucleotides. NCBI's taxonomy places the organism in Eukaryota, Viridiplantae, Streptophyta, Magnoliopsida, Brassicales, Brassicaceae. The record is from the annotation of a GenBank genome assembly.